CAUCGGGCCCAACCAACCGCACAGGCCACGCCCUCACUCCUCCGCCUCUCUCCCUCCAGCGACGGACUCCACGGAUCCACGGCGGUGGGGGGCCCGAUGUCCGCGGCGGCGAAUCCCAGGGUCACGGGCGCAGCUCCCGCGCCCCCGCUGCUCCCUCCAUGCCUCCUCCGCUGCGCGGCCGGAGGGAGCCGCAGCCGGCGCGGGACGCUGCUCGACGCCGCCGCCCUCCGAGGCGUGCCGUCGGGAACCGAGCCACCGCGCGGGGCCGCGCUGUUGCCGGGCGUGCCCUGGGCGGCCACGGCACGGAGACGACGCCCUCCGGCCGGCGAAGCAGCUCUGCCUGCGCCUGCGCUCACUCUGACGCCUUCUGCGGGGCGCCUCCGGUGGCCCCUUCUUCCUCCGCUCCGGCAUAGAUUCUUUUGUUGUACGAAUGCGGUAUCCUCGAGCGGCGGCGAGCCGUCGCCUUCGACUGAUGGCGGCAAGAACCCGUUGGCCCCGCUCGUCGAGCUAUGGCGCCGAACGGUGCAACCGCUGGGGGAUUAUGGAUUCGGGAAGCGCAGCGUGUGGGAAGGCGGCGUGGGGCUCUUCAUGGUCUCCGGGGCGGUCCUGUUGGCGCUGGCGCUCGCGUGGCUCCGGGGGUUCCAGCUGCGGUCGCGUUUCCGUAAGUACAAUGCCGUGUUCGAGUUCAGCCAGGCGUGCGGGAUUUGCGUGGGCACGCCCCUCAGGAUACGCGGGGUCACCGUUGGGAGCGUCGUCCGUGUCGACUCUUCGCUCAGGAGUAUUGAUGCAUAUGUUGAGGUUGAAGAUGAUAAAAUUAUUGUGCCACGUAAUUCAUUGGUUGAGGUUAAUCAGUCUGGUCUUUUAAUGGAGACAAUGAUUGAUAUUACACCAAAAGAUCCACUUCCUGCACCUUCAGUUGGUCCACUUGAUGGAGACUGUUCCAAAGAAGGCUUAAUCCUUUGCGACAAAGAGAGAAUGAAAGGACAUCAAGGAGUAAGCUUAGAUGCACUGGUUGGUAUAUUUACCCGUCUAGGAAGAGACAUGGAGGAAAUUGGUGUUCAAAAAAGCUUCAAGUUGGCAGAAAAGGUUGCAUCUAUAAUGGAAGAAGCACAACCUCUCCUUUCACGGAUUGAAGCAUUAGCCGAAGAAGUUCAACCUUUGCUCUCGGAGGUGCGUGAUAGUGAUCUGGUGAAGGAUGUGGAAACCAUAGCUAAAGGUCUGGCUGAGGCAUCCGGCGAUUUAAGAAGGUUGAAGUCUUCCAUGCUUACCCCUGAGAACAGUGAUCUAAUCAAGCAGUCUAUUUUCACCCUUAUAUUUACUUUGAAGAACAUUGAGAGCAUCAGCUCAGACAUCUCUGGUUUCACUGGCGAUGAGGCGACACGACAGAACAUCAAGCUGCUGAUUAAGUCACUUAGCAGACUAUUGUGACCCCUCAGUUGAGCAAAACGCAGUUAUGUGUUGAGAUGGAGAAUGAUGAGUAGAGUAGGCCGUCCAGAUGAGAUUGAAGCAUCUUUAAGAGAAGCUAAUAAUUGUUGAGGUCUGUCAGUUUUUUUCCUGAUAUUUUUUCUGCAUUCUUGACAUUAAAAGCAGUAUUUAUUGUUGUUGUCGAGGAGUUAUAGCAGGCCGUUUUUUGUGUGCAGCACGGUUGUGGUUGAGCAAGUGUGAACAAGGAAUUUGCUAGUACUAUUGUGCUUAUGUUAGCAAUCUAUAAAUUGUGGAUAUUUUUUUCCAUGAACAGUGGCUCCUGAACGUCUAAUAAACUACUACUUUUAUCA
Molecule: messenger RNA, 1775 nt
Organism: Hordeum vulgare subsp. vulgare (domesticated barley)
Lineage: Eukaryota; Viridiplantae; Streptophyta; Magnoliopsida; Poales; Poaceae
Product: protein TRIGALACTOSYLDIACYLGLYCEROL 2, chloroplastic-like
Exons: 6
Coding region: 97-1428 (443 amino acids)
Cellular component (GO): chloroplast inner membrane
Molecular function (GO): phospholipid binding; lipid carrier activity
Source: RefSeq, a predicted model, not a curated record